Molecule: messenger RNA, 1164 nt
Organism: Penaeus indicus
Lineage: Eukaryota; Metazoa; Arthropoda; Malacostraca; Decapoda; Penaeidae
Product: elongation factor 1-beta-like
Exons: 11
Coding region: 1-1077 (358 amino acids)
Biological process (GO): translational elongation
Cellular component (GO): cytosol; eukaryotic translation elongation factor 1 complex
Molecular function (GO): translation elongation factor activity; guanyl-nucleotide exchange factor activity
Source: RefSeq, a predicted model, not a curated record
AUGUGCGCCGGGGAACAGACACAUGGCACGUCGCCUGGUUACAAGAGAUACCUCGAGGCAUGGCGGCCAGUAAUGAGUAGCGAUUGUGUGGAGACUGCACUCACCAGAUACAAGGUCCCAACUCCAUUUAUACUCCCUUCAACUUUGUUAGCACUUUGUGCCAAACUUUCAGGGAAUGGACAUGAAGAAAACAUGACAUUUGAGAACUAUGCUAUCAAAAAACCAAUGUGGGGCUUUGCCCCUGGAUCUCCACCCAAUUGCAAGCAUUUGUCCAUGAGGCUAUUUUCACAAUUUGAUAUUUUUUGCCUUUGCCUUGUCAUAUAUCUGCAGUACCUAGACCUUAGGAUUGCUUACAUAGCAGUUUUAUAUAUAUCUAGUUUCAUAUUAAGUUAUACGAGUUUAUCACAUUUUAGGAAAAGAUUUAGGAAACAGAUGAACAAGCUCAAAAUUAAAGUACCUUCAGUUUUGAUACAUUUUUUUUUUACAUAUCCUCUCCCCAGGUUUGUCCCAUCCCAGGAUGAUGUAGCAGUGUUUGAAGCUCUGGGCAAGGCCCCAGCUGGAAAGUAUUCACAUGCUCUCAGGUGGUACAAUCACAUUAGCUCAUUUGGUGCUGAGAAGAGCAAGUUCCCUGGUGUAAAGAAGGCCCUUUCCAACCAGGCCCCAGCUCCUGCUGCUGCCGAUGAUGACGACGACGAUGAAGUUGAUCUCUUUGGCUCGGAUGAGGAGGAAGAGGAUGAGGAAGCUGCCCGUGUAAGAGAGGAGAGACUAGCUGCCUACGCUGCUAAGAAGUCUGCUAAACCAGGUCCUAUUGCCAAGUCACAGAUCAUGUUGGACUGCAAACCUUGGGAUGAUGAGACCGACAUGAAGGAGAUGGAGAAUAAGAUUCGUACAAUCACCAUGGAUGGUCUUGUUUGGGGAGCAAGUAAGCUCAACCCCCUGGCUUUUGGCAUCAUGAAGCUCAGUAUCUUGUGCACGAUAGAAGACGCUAAAGUUUCUGUUGAUGACCUCACUGAGAAGAUCGAGGAGUUUGAGGAUUACGUCCAGUCUGUUGAUGUUGCGGCAUUCAACAAGGUCUAGAUGCAUCGCUACUCUGGUCUUCCAGUUGUUGCAGUCUGACGUUAAUAAAAUCCGAAAAAAAAAUAUUUUUAAUAAAGUCAAACGUCC